AUGCGUCUCUUGGUUUUGAUUGCAGUUAUUUACAACUCUUUAGAAAUUUCCACAAUAGAUGCCGUACCAGUUUAUGUCCUACAGAAGGGUGGUGGAGCUGUUUUAGAAAAUGUACCUCUAAAUUCAAUGGACAGUUCCAGCGAAAGACUGGCGAAGUAUAAAGAAUCGAGAAAAAGAUUAAGACCAGAAGAUGUAGGAGUAGCUGAUAAAGAUCCCACUGCUGCCGUCAACAUCAAAGGAGCGUUCCCUUUAACUUGUGGUGAUGUUGAAAUCCAUGAUAACAGACCAGAAAAACAUAGCCACAGACGACGAAGACGUCAAGCUGUUGGGAACCAUCUGGUAGAGUUCCUGCUUUUUCUGGACCACGAGAUUUUCAAAUUUUGGCUAGGACGAAAUGGUGGUAACUCAACAGCAACUAAAGCCGAGAUCUCCGAUUACUAUGCUAAUAUCAUCAAUAACAUUAACCGACGCUAUCUGACAGCUAUAAGGCCGGGGUUUACCAUACAGCUCGUCCUCGCUGGACUCUUCAUUGCUGAGACUCCCGGUACUUCGCCAUGGACAGAGAACAUAGCAUCGAAUGGUAGAGCGGACGCCGAUCAGGCCCUGACAUCAUUUAGAGACUAUGUUGCUGGUAAUAGAGGGACCCUUCCAGCUCAUGAUCACGCUCAGCUCGUCUCGGGAUAUGACCUUACUCGUGGAGGAAGCACAGCCAACGCAGGUUUGGCGUUCACUCCGAGUAUUUGUACCAGAAACGCUGUAUCCGUAGUAGAAGAGACCAGAAGUCAAGCUCUUGCCACUGUAAUGGCUCAUGAACUAGCUCAUAGUCUCGGAUCAUUCCACGAUGGAGAUCGGAACACCUGUUCUUCAGCCGAUAGCUUCAUUAUGGAUUCUGGACUGGGAAUACCAUCCAGGGAGAACAGAAACCAUCCCUGGAUCUUUUCAACCUGUUCUGUGGAUAUGAUUAGAAGCAAUCUUGUCAGAUUGUUCCCGAUUUGUACCUUACAGCUGCAGGGAACACCAAUCCCUAUUGACUCCUUCCUCACCGAGGAACUUGGUCAGAAGUACCCUGGUGACGUCCAGUGUGAAAUAUUCCUGGGUACUGGUUCCAAGGUCUGCAGGGACCAAUAUACAAAUGGAGCACAACUAACGUAUGACGAUGUUUGCUAUGAACUGAGUUGCCUUGAUAGAAGAAGCGGGCGAUGUUUCUCUACUUAUGCUCAUGAUGGUACGUCCUGUGGAAAUCAAAAGUGGUGCAUUUCCGGAUUGUGUAUCGCAACAGACCUGGCUCCUGUUACGGCAGAAAAUUGUCCAUUCGGGGAUGAUCCUGACCAAACAUGCACCCAACUAUCCUGUUUGAAUCCACAGUUACGAGAUGUUGGGUGCUGUUUUACGUGCAGUAGCUUGAGAGCGAAUACCACUGGACCAACCAUUUUACCUGGUGGACGAACGCUGCAACCAGUUACAGUUUCCAAGUUCCAAGUCACCAUUCAGGAAUUUAACACCAUCAGAUCGAGUGGUGGAACUGCGGCGACCGCAACUGCGACUAGACCUUCCAGACCGACUAGAUCAACCAGACCACGACCGACGCAAUCAAAUUUUCAACCUUUCUCUCGGAGACCUACACAGUCCAACUUUCAGCCAUUCAGUCGGAGACCGUCGCAGUCAAAUUUCCAAGCUAUUACAAUCCCAAAGUAA
Molecule: messenger RNA, 1695 nt
Organism: Lottia gigantea (owl limpet)
Lineage: Eukaryota; Metazoa; Mollusca; Gastropoda; Lottiidae
Exons: 14
Coding region: 1-1695 (564 amino acids)
Biological process (GO): proteolysis
Molecular function (GO): metalloendopeptidase activity
Source: RefSeq, a predicted model, not a curated record